AUGUCGCCCGAAGGCGAAGGAUCACCGCGCCUCACCGCCGGCCUCAUCCACUUCCUCGAAUCCCGCCGCGCCGGCGCCACCAACUCCUCCGCUCCCCCGCCGCAACCGCAACCGCAGGCCUUCCGCGGGGUGCGCAAGCGGCCUUGGGGCAAGUACGCGGCGGAGAUCCGCGACUCCACGCGCAACGGGGUGCGUGUCUGGCUCGGCACGUUCGACAGCGCGGAGGCGGCGGCGCUGGCCUACGACCAGGCGGCGUUCGCCAUGCGGGGCACGGCCGCCGUCCUCAACUUUCCCGUGGAGCAGGUGCGGCGAUCCAUGGACAGCCUGGGCGUGUCCCUGCAGGACGGGGCGUCGCCGGUGGUGGCGCUCAAGAGGAGGCAUUCCAUGCGCGCCGGGCGGAGACCGGCUGGUCGCAAUAAGCGGCCGGAAGAAGCAGCAGCAGGAGUGAUGGAGCUGGAGGACCUUGGAGCAGAGUACCUGGAGGAGCUGCUCGGUGCCACCACAAGCAGCCACCACUCCAUCUGAUCGCGGAUCGCCCCCUCCCCUGGCUCCAUCUCGAUUCGAAUCGUGGCGCUCCUCACUUUUGCUUACUCCUAUCUAUCUAGAGUAGGGUAGGAACAAGACAGAGACAGACAGACGAAAAUCAUGCAUCCCUGGCCUGCCAGUUACAGUUAGAGAUCACCUCCAUCAGCAGAGGAAACGCUUGCUAUGGUUAGGCCCUUGUUUGUUGCUGGAGUAUACAAGUAUUGAUUGAUUGAAGGAAUGCAUUCCUCCCUUGACAAAAA
Oryza brachyantha (malo sina) is the source of this 785-nucleotide messenger RNA. Its product is annotated as ethylene-response factor C3-like. Gene Ontology annotation, molecular function: DNA binding; DNA-binding transcription factor activity. Lineage: Eukaryota; Viridiplantae; Streptophyta; Magnoliopsida; Poales; Poaceae. Bases 1 to 525 code for a protein of 174 amino acids. The record is from RefSeq and is a predicted model, not a curated record. Gene Ontology annotation, biological process: regulation of DNA-templated transcription; ethylene-activated signaling pathway. The transcript has a single exon.